Molecule: messenger RNA, 1600 nt
Organism: Neopelma chrysocephalum (saffron-crested tyrant-manakin)
Lineage: Eukaryota; Metazoa; Chordata; Aves; Passeriformes; Pipridae
Gene: TUFT1
Product: tuftelin 1
Exons: 15
Coding region: 1-1437 (478 amino acids)
Biological process (GO): intracellular signal transduction
Cellular component (GO): I band; intracellular anatomical structure
Source: RefSeq, a predicted model, not a curated record
AUGGGGCCAAUCCCCCCCUUCGGAUCAGCCGUGGAUGAUGAUGAUGAUGAUGAGGAUGACGAUGAUGCUGCUCAAGGAAAAAAAAACUCUUGCGAGGACAUGAAGGAAGAAGGAGGGGUGGGAACCUCCAAGAACCCCCCGGGAACCCCUUGGGGGACCUCUUGGGGACCCCCCCGGACACUCUUUGUCUUCAGACGGGUCUCAGGCUGGGCGUGUCCCCGUAUAGGCGGGCGGGCGGUGGGUCGCGCCCGGGCAGAUCUCGGCGGGGCCAUGAACGGGCUGAAGGGUUGGUGCGCGGUGCUGGACGUGCGGCCCCAAGGCGAGAGCCCGGAGAGCGUGAAGGUUCUGCGGCUGACGCUGCCCCAUGAGCUGCCGGGCGAGCGGCGCGAGCAGCCCAAGCAGAAGCCGGUGGGCAAAGCCUUUGCCAUGGUGGCCAACAGGUCCAGCAACGGGCACUCCCUGGCCUCGGAGUGCGUCAAGUCCAACGAGGGGGACGAGGAGAUCAUCAAGGUUUAUCUCAAGGCCCGAGGUGAGGGCGGCACAAACCACGAGGAGAAGGUGACGCAGCUCAAGAGCGAAGUCCGGCACAUCCAGGAGGCCAGAAGUGCUUUGAAGAAGCUGCGGGAGGACUUGAGUAAUAACCUGGAGAACAGACAAGGAGCUCAGGAGAUCCCACAGGUGGAGCUGGAGCAGCACAACGGGAGCUGGUCCUGCCCCGAGAGGCUCCAGGGGGAAUCCCUGGAGGAGCAGGAGGAGGAGAACUGCUCCAGCCAGGACGUGGAGACGCUCCAACAAACAGCCAGGAGGCUCCUCAGGAGGCUGCAGGAGGCCGAGAAGCGCCAUCAGUUGGAGAGGAAAGCCUUCGAGAGGACGGUGGCCCAGUACCAGGAGGAGGCGGAGCGGGCGAGCUCUGCCCUGCGGAGAGCGGAGAGGGACGCGGAGCAGAGGGAGCUGCGGGUGGACGAGCUCCAGAGGCUCCUGGCCGGGAUGGAAAAGGAGCGCCGGGGUCUGGUGGCCCAGCUGAGGGACGGGGAGGCCGAGCUGGAGCGGCUGCGGAGCGUGGAAGGGGACAAGCUGGCCCAGCAGGACCGGGUGGCCCAGCUGGAGAAGGAGGUGGCCACGCUGAGGGAGAAGAUCCAUCACCUGGAUGACAUGUUGAAGAGCCAACAGCGCAAAGUGCGGCAGAUGAUCGAGCAGCUCCAGAACUCCAAGACGGUGAUCCAGGCCAAGGAUUCCACGAUCCAGGAGCUGAAGGAGAGGGUUUCCUACCUGGAGGCCGAGAACCUGGAGAUGCACGACCGGAUCGAGCACCUGAUCGAGAAGCAGGUCAGCCGGGGCGGCCUCAGCUCCAGGGCCCGCUCCAAGUCGGAAUACGUGAGCAGCAAGAGGCUGACGGGCCCCAAGCCGCUGCCUCUGAUCCGAGUGGUGGAGACCUGAUUCCCGAGGGCCGGGCCGAGCUUGGACUCUUCCCCUUGGAAUGGUUGGGCUGUGGAAUUCCCUGCUUGGCUCCCGUGCUCCGGCCUCGGGGACCCUUCCCGGAGCCUCUCCCGGAGCUGCCGAGGGCGGGCGGAGCCCCCCAGGAAGGAGCUCCUGCCACGAG